Molecule: messenger RNA, 282 nt
Organism: Cetraspora pellucida
Lineage: Eukaryota; Fungi; Glomeromycota; Glomeromycetes; Diversisporales; Gigasporaceae
Source: the annotation of a GenBank genome assembly
GAACAAAGAAAAAUACAUAACCCAUUCAAUAGUAUUCACGCGGCAGCUCUUUGCACGUUCGCCGAGACGAUUGGGGGACUUGCUGUACUUACUAAAUUAACAAGAAAGCAUAGAGCUAUUGUUACAAGAAUUAAUAUGGAGUAUCAUAAAAAAGCAAGAGGUACUAGUACUUUUAAUCCUGAAGAGUUGAUUGGAACUAAAGAAUGUGAAACUAUUCUCAAGGAUCAAUCAUCUGAUAUCGUCGCGAAAGCGACCAUAUUUUGGAAUAUUCGUAGCUCUUGA